This is a messenger RNA of Vespa velutina, 492 nucleotides long. It is a transcript of the gene Kpc2, whose product is annotated as ubiquitin-associated domain-containing protein 1. Bases 1 to 492 code for a protein of 163 amino acids. The record is from RefSeq and is a predicted model, not a curated record. The transcript has 6 exons. NCBI's taxonomy places the organism in Eukaryota, Metazoa, Arthropoda, Insecta, Hymenoptera, Vespidae.
AUGAUGUCCGAUGUAACAGAGGCUUUAGAAUGGCUUAUAGAACAUCAAGAUGAUCCAGAUGAUGAUUACGAAGAUGAAACAACAGUAGUUUGUUUAUAUGCCAAAACAGAUGUCAAUGAAGCAGAUAGGGAAGCUCAAUUCCGUGAAAGAGAAUCUAAGAAAAAUAUAAUAGAAGCAUUAAAAAUUACUGGAAAUAAUCAAUUUAAUGCUUGUGAAUGGUUACUUGGUGAACGACGACCUAGUUUACAAGAUUUAGAUAUUGGCCUUGAUACAAAUGAAUCCAUUUAUCAUGCAAUUAUAAGCAAUCCUCAAAUACAACUCAGCCUUAAUAAUCCAAAAGUGCUUCUUGCAUACUUAACAAUGCUAGACACACCUUCAGCAUCAUCAGUAUGGAUUAAUGAUCCUGAAAUAUAUCCUGUAUUCAAUCAAAUAUUUAAAACAUAUCAUGCUGAAAAACAUGCCAUCCAUAUGAAUCGUUCUAGGAUGAAUUAA